Messenger RNA from Bicyclus anynana (squinting bush brown), 1432 nucleotides. RefSeq lists its product as uncharacterized. The transcript is spliced from 2 exons. Bases 473 to 1432 code for a protein of 319 amino acids. NCBI's taxonomy places the organism in Eukaryota, Metazoa, Arthropoda, Insecta, Lepidoptera, Nymphalidae. The record is from RefSeq and is a predicted model, not a curated record.
AAUAUACCUAAAAAUUACGUUGCAAAUUAUACUUAAAAACAAAAUAUCAUUUAUCAUCGUACUAGUGCAGUAGAACCGUGUAAACAUAAGAUAGUCUCUUAUCUAUUCAUUUAUAUAAAACAAGUAUGCUGUGGAAGCAUUCAGUUGAAUUAAGGAACAGUGCACUGCAAACAUGGAAAUGAUAGCAAAAGGGAGAACUCUACGAGACAUUCUGUCAGAAAAACACGUCAACUGUAUUAUAAGCAAAACCUCAAAAGCUGGAGCCCAGCUUCUCAAAUAUGAGUUGAAAUCAGCAACUGAGGGCAUGUCGGGAUUCCUCGGAGAACACUUCAAAGUGACUUUCAUUAUAAAAGAAGAGGAUGCGGUGAACAAGGUGCAUUUGUUUGUCAAGAUCGUGCCCCGUGGAAACACACCGAAGGCGGAAUUUAUCAACGAGUACAACUUUUUUGGAGCAGAAAGUUCGACUUUCUAAAUGUUUGAAGAUUUUCCAAACGCAGAAUUUGCAGGUUCAAGGCCCUGGGGAGUGAAAGCUUUAAUUCACAAUCAUAACAUGUUAGUAUUGCCCGAUCUAUCGGUGGAAGGCUAUACGAUGUGCGAUGCCAAGCAGUAUCUCGACCUGGACCAUGUUAAGGUUGCCCUGAAAUCUUUGGCUCGUUUCCACGCUGCAUUUGCUAAGCAUCAAACUCGAGUCACUGCAGCAAGCGAUAACUAUAAAUUGCCCGAGAACUAUACAUGUUUUCUCAAAGACCAGUUCUGCGAGUGUCCAUGGCUACGUGCUACUAUUAAAUUGACGACGAACUUUUUAAAGGAAUUUGCUACAGAUAUCAAACACUAUCCGUCGGACCUAGAUGAUUGUUUGCGAAAAUGGUGCAUAGACGCUUGCAAUAGUCUAAGAGAAUACGAGAAUACCUUGAACGUAAUAAUUCAUAAGGAUCUGUGGGCAAACAACAUUAUGUUCAAAUAUUCCGCAGACCAACCCGUCAAUGCCGUUUUGGUGGACUUCCAAUGCGCUAGAUACGGCCCGCCGGCUAUCGAUGUGAUGGUGUUCCUUUACUACACUACGUCGAGGAAAUUUCGUGAAUAUUAUGAGAAGGAGGUUUUGAAUUACUAUUACUCGAUCUUCUUGGAAGCUAUCGACGAGUCUACUGAGCGUCGACUGGCCAUGCUUAACUACGACCGCCAGAUGUUUAUCAAUUUGUGCGACAAGCUUCGUCCCGCAGGAAUGAUAGUUCCACUCGCAAUAUCUCCCUUCAUUCUGAUGUCGCCACAAGCAGCGCAGGAAUCAUUUGACAACCCAGAGACCUUUCACGAGCAUUUUAUGGUCGACAGAUGUGGUCCCGUGAUCGCUUACGCCCGCGAUAAUGAGUAUUACAAGACUAGGGUGCUGGAGAUAUUCGAAGAAUUUGUUGAACGGCAUCUCACUGUAAAAUAA